UAUGCAUCAGUCGUUCGUGAUGGCCAAAAAUUUACUAUCCCUGCUGAAGAAGUGGUUGUUGGAGACAUUGUGGAAGUGAAAGGUGGGGACAGGAUUCCAGCAGAUAUGAGGGUGCUUUCAAGCCGAGGGUUUAAAGUGGAUAAUUCUUCUUUGACUGGAGAAUCAGAGCCACAAACUAGAUCUCCAGAAAUGACUCAUGAAAAUCCACUAGAAACAAGAAACAUUGCAUUUUUCUCAACUAAUUGUGUCGAGGGAACGGGAACAGGAGUCGUAGUUAACACAGGAGACAGAACUGUAAUGGGUCGAAUUGCCAACCUAGCUUCUGGUCUUGAAAUGGGAGACACUCCUAUAUCCAGAGAAAUUGCUCACUUUAUCCACAUAAUUACUGGAGUUGCAGUCUUUCUUGGUGUCAGCUUCUUCAUUGUUGCUUUCAUCCUUGGCUACUACUGGCUUGAUGCUGUUAUCUUCUUGAUUGGCAUCAUUGUUGCUAAUGUUCCUGAAGGCCUGCUUGCUACUGUAACUGUAUGCUUAACUUUAACGGCCAAAAGAAUGGCUGCCAAAAAUUGUUUGGUGAAGAACUUGGAAGCUGUAGAAACCUUAGGGUCCACUUCCACUAUCUGCUCUGAUAAGACAGGAACGCUGACCCAGAAUCGUAUGACAGUUGCCCACAUGUGGUUUGAUAACCAGAUCAUUGAAGCUGACACUACUGAGGACCAGUCAGGUGUGCAGUAUGAUAAAUCUUCUUCUGGUUGGAAGGCUUUAUCACAAGUAGCUGCCCUGUGUAGUCGUGCUGAGUUUAAAGGAGGUCAAGAAAAUGUACCAAUUUUGAAAAAAGAAUGUGCAGGUGAUGCAUCAGAAUCUGCUAUUUUGAAAUGUAUGGAACUUGCUGCAGGAAGCAUCCAAGAGUUUCGUAAACGUAAUCCUAAAGUGUGUGAAAUUCCUUUUAACUCUACCAACAAAUAUCAUCUCACUAUUCAUGAAACACAAGAUGAAGAUUCAAGCUAUAUCUUGUGCAUGAAAGGAGCUCCAGAACGAAUCUUGGACUUGUGUGCUACCAUCUACAUAAAUGGGAAGGAUAAAGUCCUUGAUGAAGAGAUGAAAGAAGCUUUUAACAAUGCUUAUUUGGAACUGGGAGGACUUGGAGAACGUGUGAUUGGCUUCUGUGACUUUAAACUUCCAGCAGACAAGUUUCCACCAGGAUACCCAUUUGAUGCUGAAGAGAUGAAUUUUCCAAUGACAGGCAUGCGAUUUGUAGGACUCAUUUCUAUGAUUGAUCCUCCACGUGCUGCUGUUCCUGAUGCUGUUGCUAAGUGUCGAAGUGCUGGUAUUAAGGUAAUCAUGGUGACAGGCGACCAUCCAAUCACAGCAAAAGCAAUUGCAAAGGCUGUUGGAAUAAUAUCAGAAGGCAACGAAACAGUUGAGGACAUAGCCCAAAGAUUGAACAUUGCAGUUGAAGAAGUGAACCCCAGGGAUGCAAAAGCGGCCGUUGUCCAUGGAUUUGAUUUGCGAGAAAUGUCUUUGGACUACUUGGAUGAUAUUUUAAAAUAUCAUACUGAGAUUGUGUUUGCCAGGACUUCACCACAACAGAAGCUUAUCAUUGUGGAAGGUUGUCAACGUUUGGGUGCAAUUGUAGCUGUGACAGGAGAUGGUGUCAAUGAUUCACCUGCUUUGAAGAAAGCUGAUAUUGGUGUUGCUAUGGGUAUUGCUGGAAGUGAUGUAAGCAAACAGGCUGCUGAUAUGAUACUCCUUGAUGACAACUUUGCAUCUAUUGUCACAGGUGUUGAAGAAGGUCGUUUGAUUUUUGACAAUUUGAAAAAAUCAAUUGCAUACACUCUGACUAGUAAUAUCCCUGAGAUCAGUCCUUUUCUGCUAUUUAUUAUUGCUGAUGUGCCACUUCCACUAGGAACAGUAACUAUUCUGUGUAUUGAUUUGGGAACUGAUUUGGUCCCUGCUAUCUCACUUGCUUAUGAGAAAGCUGAAAGUGACAUUAUGAAACGACAGCCACGCGAUCCACUUCAUGACAAAUUAGUUAAUGAAAGGUUAAUUUCCAUAGCAUAUGGACAAAUUGGAAUGAUCCAGGCUGCCUCCGGAUUUUUUGUCUAUUUUGUCAUUAUGGCAGAAAAUGGAUUCUGGCCAAACAGGCUACUUGGAAUUCGUGAAGAAUGGGAUUCAAAGGCUGUCAAUGAUCUCACGGACUCGUAUAAUCAGGAAUGGACCUAUUUUGACCGUAAGAUUUUGGAAUACACCUGCCAUACGGCCUUUUUUGUGUCAAUUGUAAUUGUUCAGUGGGCUGAUUUGAUUAUCUGCAAAACUCGUCGCAAUUCUGUUAUUCACCAAGGAAUGACUAACCAUAUAUUAAACUUUGGCUUAUUCUUUGAGACUGCCUUAGCUGCUUUCCUGUCCUACUGUCCAGGGAUGGACAAAGGUCUUCGUAUGUACCCAUUGAAAUUUAACUGGUGGCUACCAGCUCUACCUUUCUCACUUCUUAUUUUUGUCUACGAUGAAGUCAGGCGAUAUAUACUGCGUCGCAAUCCAGGAGGGUGGAUAGAAAGAGAAACUUAUUACUGAAGUUUCAUUUUUAUAUUUGUGAUGACAUUUAAAAGUGUGUUCCAGUUUAUCUGUUUGCUGUGCAGAGUUUCUGUAUUAUAGAUAUAGUCCUGAUAUGAAUCCAUUCUGCUAUUUUGUCUUUAACAUUCAGCUCUGUUUAUGUUGUCAAUUGUUCACUCUUUUACUAACCAAGAUAGUCAAGAAGUUGACAGAAUUAUAUUUCAUUUAUGUACCAUCCAUAAAAUUGCUUAUCUGCAACCAAUGUCCCAAUAAUCCAGAGAAAUUUAUUUGACUUCCCCACCCCCCACAUAAAGGAUUUUUGAUAGUGCAUUUCUUUGUAGAUAGUACUUUAUGUGUGGGUUUUAAAGAAUAUAUUGUCAUGUAGGAAACUAAUUUGUGACUUCUCUGUAUUUUAUAGGUUUAGAUACUCUAAAUUAUCAAACCAAGAUUGAAAUACAUCCUUUUUCAUUGUUAACCAUUUUUAGAUCCAGUAUUUUUUUUAACAAAAUUCGUUCAGUGUGUCAGGGUCACAGUUUCAGGUAUUUUUACUAGUUUAAUGUAGUCAGCCUUUUUCACAUUCCAUCUAGAAGUAUUAUCUUUUUAAUAUUUGGUUAUUUGUAAAGUGGCAAGUGUAACUACGUAAUAAAUUAUUAAACAGUUGUAGGCCAAUACAUGGGCUUGAAUCUCCAUGAAACUUAGUAUUACAUAUACAUUUCACAAAUAGUUACUUGGUAAAUGAGAACCAGGUUAUUUGUGGGCAUGCUGUAGUAAUGUUAAUGUGAACUGGCUUGAGAAAGGGAACAAUAAUGAUUUGUAGGCAUACUCUAUUAAAUGUUAACAUGAAGUCAGUUAGGAAAGAGGGGAACAGGGUGACUUGCAGGCAUACUGUAAUAAUAUUAAUGCUCAACUUUGGAUUAUUGUACAAAGAGCUACUUUCUGAAAAGUGGGAAAUUACUUAACCCUGGCUUUUACAUAGUUUCUCAGAAUUGGGAGAUUUAUUUACAUUAAAACUUAAAGUAAAUAAACACUUACUUUUUAAGCACUUAUCAGAACUUAAUAUCAUUUAUUUUUCUACAUUUGUUAGUGUUGAAGAAAAUUUUGAAUCUUACCAAAAUAAGUGACUGCUUUUACAUUAAUAAAUAUUAGUUUUGGUAAUAUUUUGAAUAAUUUUUGUUUAAUUGUCAUGGCAAUAUCAUGAGUAAUGGCUAGACUGUAGAUAAUUACUGCAUUGGUCAAGUUUACCUCUUAUUCUGUCUUUUUAAUAAUCAACUGAACUUAUACCAAGUUGUUCUACUUAAAUUUAUUAAGGAAUAUCUGUAAGAGUCACAACACAAUGAGAUCCAGUACCAACAAAAUAAUGAGAACAGUUUUAAGACAUUAAAGUUUGUCUCAGAAAUCAUUGAUAUGUUUGGAAAAAUGCUUGUAGUUUUUAAAAGUUAAUAAAAUUAUUUGAAUCCA
Molecule: messenger RNA, 4005 nt
Organism: Limulus polyphemus (Atlantic horseshoe crab)
Lineage: Eukaryota; Metazoa; Arthropoda; Merostomata; Xiphosura; Limulidae
Product: sodium/potassium-transporting ATPase subunit alpha-like
Exons: 16
Biological process (GO): intracellular sodium ion homeostasis; potassium ion import across plasma membrane; intracellular potassium ion homeostasis
Cellular component (GO): membrane
Molecular function (GO): ATP binding; ATP hydrolysis activity; P-type sodium:potassium-exchanging transporter activity
Source: RefSeq, a predicted model, not a curated record